AUCUCAUAACUCCGCGCCACUCAGCGCGAAGUCACUCGUAUCUAUGGUAGUGGCCGAGAAUAACUGUUUUUUAAUUACGUAUACGGUGUAAAUAAGUCAAAGGAAUACGUUCAUAAAACAAACACUAAUGAUUGAUAACGCUCAAUAUUGAAUAUAUACAUUAUAUUUCAAUAUAAGCUAAUAUUAUUUUAUUAUAUUAUUUUAAUAAAAAUAUUUUAUUACCAAUUUUUUCGUAAUUAUCGUGGUUUUUUUUAUAACAUAUCUUGGUGAAUAUUUUACUAAGUGAAAAUAAUACAUGGGAAAAUGAGUGAAAUACGACAGAGAAAGAAGUACAUCACUAUCCAGACUGACAUCAAUAGCUUUUACAAGUGGCUAAGUGGCAAGUGCUGUCACGAUUUGUUUUUCGAGUAUUGACAGUAUUGUGAUUAUUUAUAUUGCCAUGAACGCGAAGUUAUGAACUAAAAUAUUGCUGUUUUACUUUAAGAUGCACAAAUAAUAUACUUAAUAGUUAAGGUUGUGAUGUACAUUUUAACCCGAUAUGGGAAAAUUCAAUACCUACAGGUAUUUAGAGUUAAAAGAUGAUACCUCAGCGUCACAUAUCAACAUAAGGGCUAGAACCUUAAAGCAACCGAGAAGAUUAAAGAAAAUAUUUAUUUUCCUCCUAGUACUAGCCCUAUGUGUUACAUAUUUUUUGGGACUGUUCGCGGGGCAGGCGCAAUGGUUCGAUGGCCUAGCGAAGAGUCUUGGCUACGAGAGUGUCUAUCACCACGCGGUGAUCAUAGACGCAGGGUCUUCAGGGACCAGAGUACUGGCUUAUAGGUUUAGAGUACCAUUUACAGUAUUCGGACAACCAAAUUUGGACCUAGUGGAUGAAUUUUGGGAAGAGACAAAGCCGGGUCUAUCGUCCUACGUCGAUGACCCAGAAAAGGGCGCGGACACCAUCGUGCAGCUGGUGCGGCAGGCGGCGCACCUGGUGCCGGCCGAGCGGCGCCGCGACACGCCGCUCAUCGUGCGCGCCACGGCCGGCCUGCGCCUGCUGUCCCCGCAGAAGGCGCAGAUGCUCAUCGACGAAGUCUCCAAGGCUAUAUCCAAAUUGGGCUACCACGUUGAUAAAAAUAGUGUAGAAAUCAUGGACGGUUCUGACGAGGGAAUAUUCAUUUGGUAUACAGUCAACUUAUUGCAUAACCUGAUCGGGAGCGGGACGAUGGCGGCGCUGGACCUGGGCGGCGGCUCCACGCAGAUCACGUUCGAGCCGCGCGAAGAGGACCGGAAGCUGUUCCCCCCCGCCGACCUGUACGUCGUGCCGGCCGGCGCCACCAACGUCACUCUCUACACGCACAGUUACUUGAAGCUGGGUCUGCUGGCGGCCCGGUACGGCAUCUUCCGGCUCGAGGCCAACGACAACGACACGAACGAGUUCGUCUCGGUGUGCGUCGACCCCAUCGUGCAGAGGGAGAAGUGGACGUACGCGAACAGGCAGUACAUUAUCAGCGGCGCGGCGCGAGCGGACGGUGCCAAGCGCGAGGCGGUGUACGCGCGCUGCCACGGCGCGGCGCGGCGCUACGUGGCGCGCACGGCGGGCGCGGCGCCGCCGCUGCCGCCGCACGGCGCCGUGGCCGCCAUGAGCUACUUCUACGACGUGGCGGCCGACGCCGGCCUCAUCGACGUGAUGCGCGGCGGCGCGGUGUCGGCGGCGCAGUACCGCGCGGCGGCGCUGCGCGCGUGCUCGGCGUCCAACGUGGAGCAGCCGUGGGCGUGCGUGGACCUGGUGUACGUGCACACGCUGCUGCAGGACGUCUUCAAGAUCCGCGACGCCGAGCCCGUGUCGUUGUUCAAGAAAGUGAACGGCCACGAGGUGUCGUGGGCGCUGGGCCUCGCGUACACGUCGAUCAUGAACAAGAUGGCGAGCGCGCCGGAGGCGUAGCCGUCGGCCGACGCUCGUUAGUAUUUUCGUCUUAAAUGAAACGUUCACACAAUAUUUUGCUACUUGAAAUUUUAUAUAAGCUCAUUGCAGAUUUCUUGUUUCGUAAAACUUCGUUGAAAACGUAAUCGGGAAUUUUAUUUCGAGGUAUAUGUUUUCGUCUGGCGGCCAUCUCAUUUUGUUCAGCAAUUUUGGGCGGUAUAAUUAAGACGAUAUUAGCGUAAUUAUUUUGUUCCAGUUAAAUUUAUAUAAAUUUUUCUCGUUGUAUUAUAAGUAUUAAGCAGUUUGUAAAUUUUAUCUGUGCCUCUAUAAAAUAAAGUUUUUUUUUUUUAAAUUAUGGCAGAUAAAACAGAUUAUAUAUGAAAGUUGCUACGAACAAUAAGAAAUAAAAAGUUAAAAGCAAUAAGAUAACUGUAGUUUACAAGUUUUGAGAAAUUUCAAAUUUGUACUCGAAUAUAAAAAAUACUUAUGAUUUCGACGUAAUAAAACUUUAUACAUUUCAAUUUGUAUCGCAGAAAAUUUGUAUACAAUAUUUUUAUUACAUACGUAUAUUAUUAAUUUCACAACUAAACUAAAAUCUAGUAUAAUUAAAUAAAUGGUGAAUAUCGAUUUCAAAUGACAGUAUAAAAUUAAAAAAAACUUUUUAUAAAAAAUCGAUUACGAACGCCAAUUAUUCGAAUGAUUUAUCUAUGAUUUAUCGAUAUUCGAGAUGAAUACCACUAUGGUGCCUGAAUCGACAGUGAGACAGUAGCUUAAAAUAAUAAUUUACCAUACAACUAUAUUUUAUUUCUAAUUAUACAAAUACAAUUCCUAAAGACGUUUAUUUUCAGCUGCGGUUGUGUAUCAAUGUGAUUGUUUAUUUAUAUUACGUUCCUGAUAUAUUCAAUAAAUUCAUAAUUAAUAUAUCAAUAAUGAAGUCUGGUAUUGACAUUCAGAUAACGAUAAUCGUAAUUUAACUUAAUUCAUUUUUGUAAAUCUUAUACAGAUCUAUUGUCGAAUAUAAUAUCAAUGAAUGAUAAUUAUUUUUACUUUUAUAUUAUGAAUAUAUAAUGAAUAUCACGUCGCAUCUAACUUGAUUUCGUAUAUAAUGACGUAAUAACAGUUUCCUAAUAAGAUAUGUAUAUAUUUUUUAAAAUGAUUCAUUAAACUUCGACUGAUAAAACUCACAGCAUGAUAUAAGUCUGUUUUUUUAUAAAAUUCUUCCAUAACAUUACACUUAUUGAUAUCGCGUGUUGCAAUGGCAACAUUUAUCUACCUUCCGAAUUAAAUAAGUUUUAUUACAAUCCUUUUUAUAAAAAAAAAAACAAAACAAAAAGAAAACAAUGUAUGAAAAUUUUAGAAGUUGACAUAUUAAUAUUUUAUACGUACAAAGAUUCAUUUGUUUGUUAUUUCAAUCUCGCAAUAACAAGUGUGUGAGUGAGACAAACAUACAUGAAUAGUAAAUGAAAGAACGGGAGAGCAUGAUGAUAUAUCAAAUAUAGUUUUAAUUACAGGAUCAAAAAGUUAUAUUGUCUAUUUGAGUUUUUUUGCAUUACGUAGCUCAGAAUAUAGAUACGUAUUAUAUAUUUAUUGUAUUACUAUGGGGUAUUUACUUUGAAUGUAUUUAGAUAGAAAAAUUCGUGUUAUUCUAUAUAAUAUACAUAUAUGUAUAUAUUUAUGUAGUUAUAAAUAUUAAGUUUGGUCUAUAAUGUUUAUGUAUUAUAUUACGAAUUGCUGGUUUAAGGCUCGGUCUUGACCUUCUAAUCGAUUAAAUAAUCUGUGAAUCGUCUAGACUUUUGAACUGACUUAUUGGACAUUUAAUUUCACAUAUAAAACAGUUGUUGUUUUUAAAGCAAUAAAUUACUAAAAUAAUUCUAAUACAACACUUGACACGUCAAAUUAAAAAAAAAAAAAAUUUUACAGAUUAAUAUGUAAUAAUAUAAUUUUUUAAUUUAAAUUCAAUACUUUAUCAGUUGAAAAUCGAUGCAUUUAAGCAAUUAUUAGUAGUUGAAUAAUUUUAUUAUUUUUAAAUUAGUACACCGUGUUUAUGUAGUCAAAUGGAAAAGUGGUGGACUUAAGAUAUUUAAAACAAAAAGCGAAUAUUUAAAAUACUGACGGAUUAGUGAAUUACAUGAAACAUUAAAUGUCGGACAUUCGACCACUAACAAGAAUUAUUAAAAAAAUAUAUUAAAGUGUUGCCAUUGUAAAAUCAAUAGUCCGCUUUUAUAAUAAUUGUGUUAAGCUAGUUAAGAUCAAGUGUAAAAUAUUUUUUAAAACAAGUUUUUUUUUAUUAAAAGCAGUAAAAUAUUGAAUAUUGAAGUAUAUUAUUAUAUGCAACUUAAGUGUGUGCCUCAAAGAUUUGACCCGCACUUCCAUACAUAUAUAUAUUCACACACACAUGCAGGUGAAGGUAAAAAAAAAUCUUUUAAAACGGCGGAACCUACUCAAUUUGGUUGUAUUCUUGUAUAUUGUUUGUAAAAUAAAUGUACACGUUGUUUUAAAAAAUAAAUGAUAUGAUAACGAAUUGUUAUUAAAAUAUUUUAUGACAUUUAUUAUAUCUUUCAAUUUUGGACGCAUUAUAUAAGAAUUUUUGCAUUCGCUUUCAUUGCACCGUCUAUGUAUUGUAAAUGUAUUUAGUGAAUUGGUGUUAAUGUGAAUUGUACAAAAUUUAAUAAAUGUUGGAUUUUAAA
Molecule: messenger RNA, 4590 nt
Organism: Vanessa atalanta (red admiral)
Lineage: Eukaryota; Metazoa; Arthropoda; Insecta; Lepidoptera; Nymphalidae
Gene: NTPase
Product: ectonucleoside triphosphate diphosphohydrolase 5
Exons: 12
Coding region: 539-1924 (461 amino acids)
Biological process (GO): nucleoside diphosphate catabolic process
Cellular component (GO): membrane
Molecular function (GO): UDP phosphatase activity; GDP phosphatase activity
Source: RefSeq, a predicted model, not a curated record